ACUUUCAACAAUUCAACUGAAGAAAAUAGGUGUAGAAGGUAGUAAGGCUCUGGAACCUGACACUAUGGAGAAAGCACAUAUGGGGCUAGUAGCAGACGGUGAAAAAAUGGCAGGUUCUUCAGUUGACCCACACUUGGAUGGUGGGACAGAAACUAACUGCCCUGAGCAGUACAACUCGCCCGAAGCAAGAAAUUAUUUAACAGAAAUAUGCUACCCCGUCGAAGUGGAAACACAAAUGCUGGACAAUGGGUGUUAUUCGGGUGUGGAGUGCAGGUCAAAAGAGACGUCAAAGUGUCCUAUUUCAGAGGGAUUACAGUUUGAAUCUCAUGAUAAGCAUGUGCUUCCUGUGCUCUUGAGUGAUGAAGAUGAAACAGUGGUGGAAAUGGCAGGAAGACACUCACAAAAACAUCGGGAAUCACGCCACUCGAAGCGGCUCUCGAGUUCUGAAGACUGUUCCUACCAUGUACCGGAUGUUCGCAGUGACGAGCCUCUUACUGAAAGAAACGACCGGUUUAUGCUGGAUGCCCGCUCCACCAUGGUAGAUAGCGGCAUCGCGGUGUUAACUGAUGCUCUCAACACGCCCUCGGAUGAAGAUCGAGAAGGCUACAGCACUGAACACAGACAACCUAUCUUAGUGCCUGGUGACACAGCUAGCGAGUAUCAAAGCAUAUUUAACAAAGUGGACUCCCACGACAGUCUUUUCGAAGAUUCUGCCAGCCUUUUCCCUCCGUCCAAUACAAUAGUGUACCCAGUAUCACCGCUUUCGCCUGCAUCCAACAUCAUCCGUUAUCCUGCCUCUCCUAACAUUUUCGUUUUCGAACAGCCGAGCUUCUUUGGCGAGGAUGACGCGGACACAAGCAGUCCACUCUUCUCGCCAAUCAACUUAAACCCAGUCUCCUUCUCGGACAUUGCUGGCUUUUCCAGGUCGAACCCUGCAGACAAGCGGUCAGCUUACUUGGGGUACAUGGCGUCCAACAUCAGGCCGACCGUCUCAUCUCGUACUUUUUUCUCCUCUGACCAAAUAGAAAACUCCUUAGUAGUGGACAGAACUCAGCAAGGCAUGCCGACGUCUAUUUCUUUCAAGCGUGAAGACGCACAGGCCACAUUUACAUCUGGAAUCAAACCUGGACACACGAGCUCAACGGCUAGGGCGGAAGAGGACAUUCCUUUCGAGUUGCAGAGCCGCGAGGCGCAAACGACUUCUGGGGCUCGCCCCAAAACAAGAAUCCCGGAAAUGCGGAGCGAGCGGACAGACAAGUCGGUCUGCUUGUCGGAGUUGAUCUUACCUUCAGGAUCUACACUAGACACUUUCUCGUCCGUUGGUGACGUGUUUCUGUCUCCAAGCACGGAUGAUCCAUUUGAUGAAAGCUUCAGACUGGACACAACAGGGGAGGACACGGACGUGUUUCUAGAGGAUGACUUUGUCCAGGUGGGCGAUGAGGAUGAGAGAGAAGAUGUCCAGAAAAAGACUUUUACCAAAUGGAUCAAUUCACAGCUGAGCAAGGCGAAACGAGCGACCAUCACUGACCUAUUCACAGACCUUCGAGAUGGUGAGCGUCUGCUUUCGUUACUGGAAGUACUCGCUGGACUUAGUCUUAAACCAGAAAAAGGGAGAUUACGCGUCCAUCACAUCAACAACUUGAACAGGGCGCUGGAAGUUUUGGAGAACAACUUUUAUAUCAAGCUGGUCAACAUUAGCAGCAACGACAUUGUGGAUGGAAACCCGAAAUUGACUCUCGGUCUUGUCUGGAGUAUAAUAUUACAUUGGCAGGUGAAAGAUGUCAUGAAGAAUGUCAUGGAGGACCUGGGUCAGACUAACCUGGAGAGAACGUUACUCAGCUGGUGUCAGCUGUCCACUCAAGGGUAUGAGAAAGUGGACAUAGUCAAUUUCACCAACAGUUGGAACGACGGUCUCGCCUUCAACGCACUUAUUCACCAUUACAGACCAGAUUUGUUCAACUAUAAACACCUCCUUGGGAAAGACAACUUGUACAGACUCAAUCACGCUUUCUCUGUGGCCAGUGAGAAGUUGGGGAUCGAUAAACUCUUGGACGCUGAAGAUAUGAACGUGGACACGCCUGACAAGAAGUCCGUCAUGACCUAUUUAAUGUGCAUGUUCCAGGUCCUGCCCCACUCCAACAUGGGCGGCGCCCGCAACAUCAACAACAACAGUGUGUCCGACAUUGUCAUGUCCCCUUCCUCCAAACGAUUCGCCGCCGAGGUGGACGUGGGUCAAGUCAAUGUUAGGGAUAAAGGAAUGGACAUUUCCGAGUCGGCCAUGUCCAUGAGCAGCUCUGAGUCUCGACACAGCACCAUGAGCACCGUGUCCGUGGAUCUACUGUCCUACCAGGACGCCCUGGAGAAUGUCCUGACUUGGCUGCUGGACGCCGAGGAAGUCAUUGAGAAGUUGGAGCCAAUCUCUAGCGAUGUGGUCAAGGUGAAAGAACAGUUUAAUGAGCAUGAGGAGUUUAUGGUGGAGCUGACCAGGCACCAGGACAGUAUCGGUGGAGUACUUAAGGAAGGCAAUGACCUUUUGACCAGCGGAAAGGUCACCAGCGAGGAAGAGAAAGAGAUCCGCACACAGAUGGGCCUCCUCAACAAUAGGUGGGAGGAACUGAGAGUCAAAGCAUUGGAUAGACAAUCACGGCUUCAGAAAGUCCUGAUGGAUCUUCAGCAGGGUCAACUGGAUGAUCUGGCCAACUGGCUGAGUGCAAUGGAAUUGAGAAUUGAGAAGCAGCAAGUGGUUGGAGCUGAUUUGAAUGCCAUCAAAAGUCAAGUUGAAGAGCACAAGGCCAUACAAAAAAGUCUUGAAGAACAGCAGAAGAAAGUGGACAGCUUGCAGAACAUGGUGGUAGUGGUGGAUGAUACCAACACAGAGUCAGCUUGUGCAGCGAUGGAGAACCAAUUAGAAUCCCUGGGCAAAAGAUGGGCUCACAUCUGUCACUGGACUGAACAACAGUGGCUGGUUCUCCAGGAGCUUUUGAUGAGGUGGCAGCAGUUCUCUGAUGAGCAGGCCAAGUUCAACAAUUGGCUGACAGAGAAGGAAGGCAUCUUGAGUGACAUGAAAGCAGCAGAGCUGAAAACCCCAGAGCAAGUGAUUCAUCAAGUCAAGUGCUUGAAGUCUAUUGAGAAUGAUAUGGUGGAACAAGUGAGACGUUUCGAUGCUUUGAAUGAAUGUGGUCAACAGAUUGUAUCAGUGGUAGACAAUCAGGAGGCAAUUAGUAAAAUAUCUACCUUGCUUGAAGAGUUUCAAGAGAGGUGGGAGAAGCUAGUGCAGGACAUGGAGUCUCAAAGCAAGGAGAUUGCCAACUCUGGAGUAGAACUUUCCAAAGUUUCAGAUUUCUAUGAAGAAGAGCUGAUAGAAUCAGAGACAGUGCAGUCUACGUCUGCGGCUCCAAAAAGAAGAAGAAUGGAGUCUGCCUCCAGAUCAGAAUUUGAUUUAGAACUCAAGAGUCUUCUAGACUGGAUGGACAAGACCGAGUCCACUUUACAUUUGCUUGUGUCUGAAAAUCCUCAAGAGCCAUUUACUGUUGAAGAACAGAGAGUUCUUAUCCUGGAUACUGAAAACUCAAUCCGGACGCAUCAAAUAGAUGUACAGAGACUUUUGACUUUGGGCAAAACUGUGAUUACAGAAUUAAAAAUAGCUGGUGAGUCCUAUGAUGCAAUGUCCAUUAUAUUGAAAGGCCUAGAAGAAAGGUGGCAGAAACUGAAUGAAAAACUAGCAGAUACUCAAACCAAGGUAGACUUGAAUUAUGAGAUGAAAAAAUUCUAUACAGAACUUACUGCUUUGCAAGAUCUAAUGGCUUCCUAUGAAAAGUGGAUUAAAUCAGCUGACACCAUAGCAGAAGAAUCUCCUGAUAUUAUCCGUCAGUUGGACCAGUGCAAGGUGAAAGUAAAAGCAAUGCAGUCUCAUCAAGACAGAAUUGAUAAACUUCGUUUGAAUGGGGAACAGAUCAUACGUCAGUUUGACACAGUGCUAUCUAUUAAAACUGACUUGGAUCAUUUCACUCACAGAUGGCAAGAGGCCUUCUCUAAGCUAGACCAAAGACAGAAACAGCUGGCGGAUGCUCUGGACAAGGUGCCUCCACAGACAUACAUUGAAGCAUUGACUGUUUUGAAGAAAUGGAUCCAUGGGAUUGACUCAGUCGUCAAAUCUGAAAAAGUUCAAAUGACCAACAUUGAAACUUUGGUUUCUCAACUUGACAAUUAUAAGGAAUUAACUAAAGAAAUCCAAGACCGUUCUCCCAGUUUAGAUUAUAUCAACAAAACUGGACAGGAUCUUAUUCUAAAGUCUCCAGCUGACCGAGCGAAACUAUUUCAAGAGGACUUAAAUGAGUUAAAUGCAGAAUGGAACUCUGUGUCUAAGACAAUAGAGCAAAGGUUAGCCAAACUGGAGAAAUCUGUUUCUAAUGCUAAAGAAUUUCAGGACCAAAUGGAUGGACUAAUUAAAUGGAUGAAUGAGAUGGAUGUAUUUCUUCAUGCUCCAGACCCUUCCAUUGGAGACGUGGCUGCUCUGCAGGCUCAGCUUCAAGAGAGCAAUGGUGUUGAGGAAGACAUCAAAACAUUGCAGACAAACAUUAAGAAUGUCAACACCAUGUGGAAAAACUUUGCCAGCGAUGCUGAUGCAGCCUACAAGAGCCAGGUAGAGAAGCAAGUCAAUGACUUAAACAGUCGGUGGGAGAAGCUGGUGGAUCUAGCCGCCAAGCAGAACCAGAGGUUGGCGGAUACCCUGGGGAAGAGCCAAACUAUCUAUGAUAGAAUAGAGGCUCUCAACAUGUGGCUCACAGAGACCAAAGACAGUUUGACCAAUAAAGACUACUCUGUAGUUAAUGCCAAUGACUUGCUAGUAAAAACCAAAAAAUUUAAGAACUUGAAGGCAGAAAUUGAAGGAAAGAAGACAGAAGUUAAUGAAGUCUCAGAUGAAGCUAAAACAAUGUUGUCUGAGGCUCCGGCUGGCUCACUCCAAGAUCUUGCUAGACUGUUGAUGAGACUGACUGCUCUUUGGGAUGAUGUCUACAAUCGGGUGGACUUGUAUAAUAAAUUAUUUCAAACAGCAGACGCCAAGUGGAAUGAAAUGAAAAAACUCUUAGAUAUUGAAAGAAACUAUUUAGACUCUUUAGAGAAGAGAGUCAGAAGGUCGUCUGCCACCAGCUCUGAUGCUGAGGAUAUCUCUGAAGAGCUAAACGAUGUAGAGAAUUACCUGGCCAACCAUUCCACAGAGAACAAACGUCACAUCCAGGAACUGGCCAGUCAUUUAAUUGACAACUCCAUUAUGGUGGACACAGUGAGAAAAGAGCAGGAAGAAUUUCUCAGGAAAUAUGAAAAACUAGAAAGUGAUGCAAGAAAUAAAAUUCAGCGUCUGGAAAAGUCAAUUCAAAGAGCUCAGACUAUUGAGCGCCAGAUGCUAGAGAUGUCCCAAUGGAUGGAGGAGGUCUCCCAAGUCUUACAGAACAGACUGGAUGCUGAUAUGUUAGCUGGCGAUGUACCACAGGAAUACGAGACGUUACAACUGGAAUUCAAGCAACAGGAAGAACUUUUGGAAGAGUUAGAACGCAGUGUGCUGGAAUAUAAAGAACAGGGAAAGCUGGAAGCAUCUGCCAGGCUGGAGAAGCAGACGCAGUUGCUUAAGAAACAUUUUGAAGAGGUAAUGGUCAAAUUUUGCAAGUUUCAACGCCCAGCCGACUUUGAGCCUAAGAUGACCCAUGUCUGGCGUGAGCUUGGUGCAAUCCAGGGCACAGUCCACCUCCUGGAAGUGCCCAGUGAUGAUCAAGAGUCCAUCCAAGAAAGACAUGACAACUGCAUGAAAUUCUACAAAACAAUGAGUGAACUAAAGCCUGAGGUAGAAGCGGUUCUGAAAACUGGCCGGCAGAUAGUUGAACGGAAGCAGGUGGACUUUCCAGACUCUCUGAGCAAACAGCUGGAUGCGAUCAAGCAGCUGUACAAUGAGCUAGGUGCCCAGAUUAAAAAAAGCAAAGCUGAUUUAGAGAAGGCUCUAAAGCUGACAAAGAAGUUGAGGAAAGAGUUGGCAGCAGUGAAUGACUUUAUUACAUCCACCAAUCAUAAGCUGGAUGAGAUAGAGGAGAGCAAUAAGAGAAAUUUAGAGGAAGAGCAGAGUUUAGUUGUGGCUUUGGACGGUGAGGUCUUGCAAAAAGAGCCUUUGUUGGAAUCCAUCAAUGGGAUAAUCAAUCAGCUUCAAGAUCUUUCUGAAGAGGUCGAUGUGUCAGAGUCCAGGGGUCAAGUCAACAAGGCCUCCCUAGAAAUGAGAGAGUUAUCUCAGCGACUGAGUAGAAAGAAGAUUCAAGUUCAGGAAGAAAUAGACAAUAUGGAAACCCAGUUUAUCGAGUUUCAAACAAAGAUAAUAAAGAUCAAAGAAUGGCUGGGUCGCACUGAGACUAUCGUUGGAUCUCAUAGUCGGCUGUCAGAACAGCAGCAACGCUUAACCCCUCAUAGAGAAACUAUAAAGACAAUGCAGAAACAAAUGAAUGACUUGAGGAGCCAGGUUGAUGAGAUCAGAGACCAUGCUAUUGAGCUGAUGAAUAAGAGUGAUAGCUAUAACCGUAUGGUUGAGCCGGAGCUAACUCACAUUAACCAGAGGUGGGAGGAGCUGGCUAUCAAGAUACGGGAGCGACAAGCUAGCGUCCCCCCUGAAAGUCCCUCUGUUGCUGAGGCCAGGCAGUUGAGCUACACAUCACCUGGCAGUCCCACAAGACCAAAAGUAGAAGGCAGCGAGGAGUUUAACAGAGUCUAUGAUGACCUGAAUAAACAGAUGGAUGAGUUUGAGUCCAAGGUGGCAACUGGAGGUCAUGUGACUAUGGAGGACUACAGUAAGGGGAUGAAUGAAACUUUGGAGAAACUUGAAGUAAAAAAAGAGGAAUUGAUGGCCAACUAUCAACAAGUGAUGAAUCAAGGGGAGAAACUCUUGAUUGCUGCUGAAAUUAGCAGAGACCCUGUUACACAUGCAAGAGUCAGUAAUAAACUACAGGAACUCAAGAUUCGUUGGCUGGCUAUCCAGAGAGAUACUGAGACCAAGAAGUUGGCCAUUGCUGAACUUAUGCCUGAAACAAAAAUCCUUCAAGAAGAGAAGUCUCAAGUUACUCUGGAAAUAACAGCACAGUUGGCAGCACUGGAAAGGGAGGUUCUUGAGGACGAGGUUAAAAGACGCGGAAGAGAUCAGACGCCACAGAAAUCCCCCACCUUGGAGAUACGAGACCAGGUCGGCAGCAAGCAGGUGACAUCUUCAGAGCUCGUACCACUCGAUGAGCGGCUGCGUAACCUUACCACCCAGCUGACCACCGCACCUCCUCAAGUCGGAGCGCCCGUCGCAAAGGACGCCGCCACCGCCUCGACCACAUCCUCCUUUGUUUCCUCUGGCAACGGCCAUUCUCCUAGCAGCGACAGCGUCAUCAGUCGGACCACAUACAAUGUGGUGUCCACCAGUGUCACGAGGACCACGACUUUGGCCUACACGCCUGCCCAGUACCUGCAAGCGCUCAGGCGCCUUUUGGCACAGAUUAGUGAUGCCAGGUCUAGCAUGGAACUGGAGGACAUUGUGCCUGUGGAGGAAGCAGGAAGGCAGACGUAUGAUGCCAGCAUUAAGACUUUGGACCAGAAAGUGUGGGAUAUUCAAGAAAAUCUCACAGACUUGGAGUCCCAGAAGGAUGACGUAAUCCUUCAGGCUAAUCAAGAGGAGGCAGCCAACAUCCGGUCACAGAUGGAGCUGCUGCUUCAAGAAUGGUCACGGCUCAGUGACGCACACUCCACCAAACUGAAAAAAUGGCACAAAGCCAUGGACCACUGGCGCACAUUGGACUCUGGAUCUAAGGAGAUUACCUCAUGGCUAGAGACGGCGGAAACGAAGCUUAGCGUAGCCAGGAAUUCCCACAGCUUGGAUGAGGCCAACAGUUUGUUCAAGGAGCUGGAAGUGAACCUGAGGCAGCAACAGAACAAUGUCACCAGAAUGAAUUCUGCUGGAGAAGAGAUUCUCCAGAGCGUCUCUAACCUCAAUGGAGACAAACUCCGUGAGAAGCUGGAGCUUAUCAACCACCGAUGGAAGGUCCUGUGCGCUGAGGUCAUGGCUCGACAGAGGAGGACCAAGGAAAGUAGUGUUGAACCUUUUGAAUUCACAAAUGAGAUGGAUGAAUUAUUCUCUUGGAUUGAUGAAGCAGAAAAUAUUUUGGCCUCUUCCCUCAGACCUGACAUUCCGUACUUGGAGGCCUUACUAGAGAAAGUUAAAGAUAGAGCUGAUGAGAUACCUCAACGCCAGGCACACUUGGUCUCUAUCAACAGUAGUGGUGCUGCACUUGUCCAGUCACCAAAGCUAACGGAUGAGGACCGCAACAAUGUCCACAGAGAUAUUGACCAUUUGAAUGAUGGCUGGACAAAGGUCACAACAGAAAUACCAGAAAAGAUCAUUGCUAUUGAGGAUCAAAUCAAGAGAAUGAAAGGUUUCUAUGAAGAUUUGGAUGCCAUGAACAAGUGGAUUGAAGACACCUGUGUUGUGCUGAAAACCCAGUCAGAGCCAGUCAAGUCUUUGACAGAUAUGGGUCAGACUGAUAGUGUGAUUGUGGACCAACAGACCACCAAAGAUGCUAUAGAAGCACAGCAAGCCAAGUUGAAGCAGAUGACUGCAACGUACGAACAGUACAUGGAGACUUGCAAAGAUCAAGAAGUGCAGCCACCAGAAGGUCUGAAAGACAAGAUCACCAAACUGAAUCUGGACUUUGAAGCCAUGAAACAAAUGUCUCAAAAUAUUAACAAAAGAACAGAACCUCAGAUUACAGAAGUUAUGCAGCAAGUCAAACAGUCCACAGUUCAUGGUGACUUUAAACAACCCAUCGUCAGCACUUCCUCAUCUUGGCUAGAUAUGGAUAAAUCUAUGACAGACCUGUACAACUGGCUGACUAUGUUGGAGCAGACACUGAGAGCUCAAAAGGUGAUUGUUGGAGAUGUAAAGGAUAUUGAGCACAUGAUUCAGAAGCAGAAGCAUUUCUCACUUGACAGUGUCCUAGUGACACAUACCAAAAUCCACAACUGCCAUGUCAACAGUAACUAUUACCUAAGCUGUAGCUGCCUGUUGUGUCUGUCAGAAAAAGACCUAGGCUGCUCUCAGGCCCAGGUGGCAGACUGCCUACAACAGCUCGAGGUUCAUCUUCAAGACAUGGAGAGCAAGAAAAGUCAGCUUGAUAAUGUGUUAACAACAUCUUCUACAUUGCAGAAGUCUUUAGAAAAUCUGAAUGACAGGCAGGCUUUGAAAGACAAAACUGAGAAACUUCGAAUGGAGUGGGAGCAGACGUUGCAGAAUGUUAACAAGCGUAAGUCUCAACUUGACGCACUCCUAGCCGAAUGUAAGGCCUUCAACCAAUCUUACGCUCAGCUGGAGGAGUGGCUCUCUCUCACAGAGAGUCAACUGGAUGUCUUAGAACGGGAGCAAGGUGAAGAAGAAGCCUUGACAAAACAUUUAAAGCUUCAAGAAGAUGUGGACCAGCACAAGGAUAGAGUGGACAGUCUGAAGAGGCAAGCUGAAGAGUUAAGUGAGGACCAUGUGUCUGAGUCUACACAGCAGAUUAAACAUCAGUUGGAGAGACUGUCCAAUAGAUGGUCCAUAUUGCUUAGCAGGUUGACUGCUCAUUGGAGAGCUCUACAAAGUUCUAAAGACCUUGAUCAGCAGCUGGAACCUUCCCUUGAGAAGUUCUUGGCUUGGCUUGAGACUACAGAAGCAUCUUUCAGUGCUUUGUCCAAUCAAACAGAAGCUCAGGAUCUGAAGCACAAUCAGGAACAGGCAGCAGUCUUUUUGGAACACUACAGGGAUCUUCAGGCAGAGGCUGACUCUCACCAAAGUACAUUUGACAGCCUUAAUCACACUGGAAGUCAGGCAAUAAGAAACAUGGUGGCAACUGAUUCCCACAAGCUCCAGGCUAGGCUCGAGGAGAUGAACAAGAGAUGGCUGCGUCUGAUGGAGAAGUCGAUGGAAAUCAGAAGUCGUCUAGAAAGCAAUGCUGAGCAAUGGGCUCGUCUAGUGAAGACAUUACAGGGUCUUGUAGCCUGGGUGGUGGCCAGACAGGCAGAGCUCCAACAGCAGCAGCCUAUAGGGGGUGACCUGGCCAGUGUACAGAGACAGCUGGUGGAGAAUCAGCACUUACAACACCAACUGGAACUGAAGCGACCUCUAGUGGAACAAAGUCUGGAAGCAGGGAAGUUUUAUCUGAAAGAAGAAGGGGAAGAUACUCGCUAUGAAAGUGGUGGGGAUAGUGCAGAUGACAGUGGGCCAGAUGGAACUCCAGAAAAAGAUGCUCGUCAUUUAAUUCGUAAACUCCGUCACCAAGUUAGAUUACUAAACAAGAAGUGGUUAGAGCUGAAAACUAAUACAGUCAAGUGGCAGCUCAAACUGGAUGAAGUUAUAGAGCGUAUGGGAAUAUUCCAUGAGUCUAUGGACAGUCUCCAUGACAGACUGGUGGCUGCUGAGAGGGAAGUAAAAGACUGGCCCAAUGUUGGGGACAUCAUCAUAGGAGAGUUGCAGGCGGAAAUAGACAGAACUAAGACUUUCCAACUCAAGUUUCCCCUCCAAGGGGAGGUAGAUGAUGUGACAGAUCAAGCCAAUAGGCUUCAAGAAGCAGAUGUCAUCCUAUCCCAUCAUAAUGUACAUAGACUUGAGGAUUUCACACAAAGGUGGGACAGUCUCCACAGUAUGUUGCAAGAGAGACUUCAGCAUCUCCAGACAGCACUGAACGCCUAUGGACCAAACUCACAGCAUUUCUUAACUAACUCUGUCACUGGUCCAUGGGAAAGGGCAGUAGCCACCAAUAAAGUGCCUUAUUACAUCAAUCAUGCAACAGAAACAACACAAUGGGACCAUCCUCAACUCACUGUUCUUAUGGAUGCUCUUAUGGAGUUAAACAAGAUUCGUUUCGCUGCAUACAGAACAGGAAUGAAGUUGAGAAUGUUACAGAAGAAAUUGUUUUUGGACAUGGUCUCCUUACAAAUGGCAGUAGAUGCUUUCGACAGCCACGGCCUAAGGGGACGCAAUGACAAGUUGAUAGAUGUAGGCGAGAUGAUUGAAUGUUUGUCCACCAUCUUUGAGGCAGCAGCUAAAGAACAUCCUGAAAUAGUCAAUGUACCUCUGUCCAUAGAUCUAACACUCAACUGGAUUUUGGAUAUCUAUGAUAGUGUUAGAAGUGGUAAAGUUAGAGCUCUAUCCUUCAAAGUGGGUCUAGUAUUAUUGUGUCAGGCCCAACUAGAGGAUAAAUACAGAUAUCUAUUUAGGCUUAUUGCUGACACCAAUGCUUUCACUGACCAGAGGAAAUUGGGACUUCUGCUACAUGACUGCAUGCAAAUACCCAGACAGUUGGGAGAAAUAGCCUCAUUUGGGGGAAGCAAUAUUGAACCCAGUGUUCGCAGCUGCUUUGAAAAAGCUCAUGGCAGACCAGAAAUAGAAGCCUCCCAUUUCUUGGAAUGGCUGAAACUAGAGCCUCAGUCUUUAGUUUGGCUGCCAGUGUUACACAGACUAGCAGCAGCUGAAACAGCUAAACAUCAAGCUAAAUGUAAUGUUUGUAAAGAUUUCCCCAUUGUUGGAUUUAGAUAUCGCUGCUUAAAAUGUUUUAAUUUUGAUGUCUGUCAAAAUUGUUUUUUCUCUGGACGGACAGCAAAAAGUCAUAAGUUGACCCAUCCAAUGCAAGAAUACUGCACAACUACAACCUCAGGUGAAGACGUUAGAGAUUUCUCCAAAGUUUUCAAAAAUAAAUUCAAAUCUAAACGGCAUUUUAAGAAACAUCCACGCAGAGGUUAUCUCCCUGUAGACUCUCAUUUAGAGGGAGAUACAUUGGAAAGUCCCAACCCAUCACCACAGCACAGCAUCUCUCAGGACAUGCAUUCCAGACUGGAGAUGAUGUCAAGCAGAAUCGCUGAAGUGGAACAGAGACAAGGUGCCCCGCUAGAUAUGCAAGAUGAACACAAACUGAUAUCGGAAGCUUCCAAAACAUUAAAUAGCUCAAGAUCUCAAACUUCUAUGUCCAGCAAAAGUGAAGACAAAAAACUCAUUGCUGGACCAGACAAUAAAACCAAUGGUAUACAGGUUACUUUCCAAUCGGAACCCAAUAAAUCAGUCAGUGAUCAACACAAAACAGUCAGUAAUUCCAGCGUAUCAGAUGAGCAUAGCUUGAUACAAAUGCAUUCUUCUCUUCUUGCUAAGCAAAGUGGCACUGAAACACACUCUCCUAUAGCAGCUAUGAUAAAGUCUAAGUACAUUAUCAAAAGAGAAGAUGAGCACCACCUUAUUGCUCAGUAUUGUUCCAGUUUAAAUGGUGACCCAUCCACACACGCAUUAAAAAGUCCUAUGCAGAUAAUGAUGGCAGUUGACGCUGACCAGAGACAAGAGCUGGAAACAAUGAUUCAUGAUUUGGAAGAAGAAAACAGGACACUACAGGCAGAGUACGACCGCUUGCGUCAAGCGUCCCAGCAGAGGUCAGAGAGUGCCCCCCGACUGUUUGGUGAAGAGGAUGGUGCUAACAAUGGCAAUAGAGAUGAGGAGAUGAUGGCUGAAGCGAAACUUCUUCGGCACCACAAGGGUCGCCUAGAAGCUAGAAUGAGAGUUCUGGAGGACCAUAACCAGCAGCUUGAGGCUCAGUUGGGUCGCCUUAGACAGCUCUUGGACCAGCCUCCCGGGGAUCGUAGUUUCUUAUCUAUUGAUUCUUCCUCACGGACCACACCAUUGACCACACCAUCAUCUUCUGUUGGUUCACUCCAUGGUGGUCAGCCUCGGUAUCGGUUAGCACCACAGUUGGAGUCUACACCACAGACUAAUGGCCAUUCAGGUCUAGGGGAUGAUCCAGACAUAAGUGGCAUUAUGACAGAGGUUCACAGUCCUCCACACUAUAGUGCUAUCAAAUCUAGAGGAGGCACCAAUGUCGGAGACCUCUUUCACAUAGCUGGUGAAGUGGGACAAGCAGUUGGCACUCUAGUAACUGUCAUGACAGAUGAGGAGGCAGCGGCACUCAAUGGCAGUGACACAGGCUUGAAGCACACUGAGAGACUGUAGCACUGAACUGUCUCUAGGACUUUACUGUGUUGUCAACAAUUCCAAUCAUAUAUUCAAGUUCUGUUCACCAGUUAUCUCCUCUUGUUUGGUAUUUCCUGUUGGCAGAGAAGACAAGACUUUAUACCAUUCAUGCAUUAAAUGGAAUCACGAUUUUAUAUAUUUAUAUAUAAGUGAUAUAUUCAAAUGUACUUUUUUAUAAAGAUCAAUUUUUAACACAUGUAUAUUAGUAUUAAGACUAUUGUCAUGUAUUGUAUGUCUUUGUAUCUUUUACUUUUUUUUUUUUUUUUUGAAGACUGUUGGACUGGCAGGGCAUCUGUGUAUGCUUAUGUCAGGCUCCAGUAGACUAGUAACAUAGACAAUGUAGACAACUUUUCAUCUGAAGAUAAUAAACCCUUGAACUAUGGUGUUAUCUUUCUAGUUUUAGCCCUGCUUUGGACAAUAUCACUAGAGCCUUUUUAGAUAGCAAUAAAAAUGUGUUGAUCUUACUUUUCUGGACACACUAAUUGUUUUAAUAGUGUAAGGGUCAAUGUAUUAUAGUUCUCACUACAUGCUUCUUAAUUUAAAGAUUGUUGUUAUAGAAUCUAUUUAAUAAACUGUCCCUCAGUAUUUCUCUUUUUUCUAUUACAUGUUAAGAUAGAAACAACUCUCUCAGUAGGAUGGUUGGCUGAAUGAAGACCACAGUUAAAAUGUUUUGUUAACAAACUCUGAUCCUAGCUUUCUAUUUGUUCAUGAAUGUGUCUCAGUUCCUGACCUGGUCUUGUGAUUCUUAUGAUAGAGUUUUUUUCUUUCAUUGGUUCUCUUUUGAUCAAUGUGACACCAUGCCUAAGUGCCUAUUGUCACUAUUUGUGUGUAUAUUGCAUUGCUUCAGAGCGAGAAGACCUAAAGCUCAAUGUGUAGUCUGUUGUUAGAAGUAAACAAAAAUGUAGACUAACUGGAGAGCAAGUCUAAAUACAAAUGGAUGAAAAAUGAA
Molecule: messenger RNA, 14000 nt
Organism: Biomphalaria glabrata
Lineage: Eukaryota; Metazoa; Mollusca; Gastropoda; Planorbidae
Product: dystrophin-like
Exons: 82
Coding region: 65-13030 (4321 amino acids)
Biological process (GO): synaptic signaling
Cellular component (GO): plasma membrane
Molecular function (GO): zinc ion binding; protein binding
Source: RefSeq, a predicted model, not a curated record